Drosophila obscura is the source of this 1696-nucleotide messenger RNA. RefSeq names its product putative inorganic phosphate cotransporter. The coding region runs from base 57 to 1475 and encodes 472 amino acids. The record is from RefSeq and is a predicted model, not a curated record. The transcript has 4 exons. Gene Ontology annotation, biological process: transmembrane transport; monoatomic anion transport. NCBI's taxonomy places the organism in Eukaryota, Metazoa, Arthropoda, Insecta, Diptera, Drosophilidae. Gene Ontology annotation, molecular function: transmembrane transporter activity. Gene Ontology annotation, cellular component: plasma membrane.
CUGUUGCAGCUCGGACGGUGCUCAAAGUGUUGGAUUUCCCCUUAAAAACCUCAAGGAUGACAGUCGAGCCAAAUAAAGGACCUGUUGUGGGCAUGCGGCAUGUCCAGACCCUGCUGAUAUUCCUCAAUAUAACCGGCAUGUACCUGGGACGCCUCAAUGUGGGUGUCUCUGUGGUGGCCAUGACCAAUGCGGAGUCAACCAAUCCAAACUUUCCAGAAUACGACUGGUCGGAGUCGCAUAAGGCGUUGAUUUUGUCCAGCUUCUUCUGGGGCUACAUCGUAACCCAAUUCGUGGGGGGCUAUCUGUGCAAGCGUUUCGGCGUGAAGAGUGUGAUGCUGUGGGGAGCCUUCGCCUCCGGCGUCACCAGUGCCCUGACGCCCCUCUUCAUUGGGUUCGGCGGCUGGCAGGCGUACUGCGGCAUACGUGUCCUGAUGGGCUUCGCCCAGGGACUGCUCUUUCCCUGCAUUCAUCAGCAUUUGGCGCGCUGGUCCCCGCCAGCGGAGCGCAAUCGCCUGGGCGCCCUCAGCCACACGGGCAUCGAGUGCGGCAAUGUGUGCGCCAUGUUCCUGAGCGGCAUGAUAGCCAAGAGUGCCAUCGGCUGGCCGGGCAUUUCGUAUGUCUCCGCGGGAGUGGCCUUCGGCUGGUGUGCCCUGUGGUUCAUCUUUGCGUCCAACAAUGCAACCGAGUCCCGCUUCAUUGGCGAGGCAGAGCUCCACUACAUUGAGUCGUCGCUGAAGCACAGCGACAACUACCACAAGAAGGUCAUUCCGAUUCCCUGGAGAGCCAUCUGCAGCUCCCUGCCUGUCCUGGCCCUACUGAUAACCCGUUGCUGCGAGACCUAUGGCCUGAGCACGCUGCAGGCCGAGAUCCCGUCCUACAUGAACGGUGUCCUCGACAUGGACAUCAAGAGCAAUGCCUUCUUCUCGGCCCUGCCCUUCCUGGCCAUGUGGUUCAUGUCCUAUGUGUACCUGAUCACAGCCGACAUUCUGCUCGGUGGCAACCGCCUGUCUCUGACUGCCCUGAGGAAGACCUUCAACUCGCUGGCCUUCUGGAUUCCGUGCGCGACACUGAUCGGCAUCGGAUUCCUCGACAAGGACCAGAAGACUCUCGCCAUUGUUCUGAUGACCCUCAGUGUGGGCUUCAAUAGUGGCGCCACCAUCGGCAGCUCCCUCAACACCAUCGAUCUGUCGCCGAAUCAUGCCAGUAUUUUGAUGGGCAUCGUCAACACAGCGGCCAAUGUGGUGCCCAUAAUCACUCCCCUGGUUGUGGGCUUUAUCGUCAAGGAUACCAGUGAUCGUACAGAAUGGCAGAUUGUGUUCAUUAUUGCGGCGGUGCUGUUCUUUGUGGGCAACUGCAUAUUCUUGGCCUUUGGAUCGGCUGUUUGCCAGCCCUGGGAUGCCGAAGACUUUCUACAGCCCCGCCAACCAGAGUUGGCCGAGGGCAAGCCGAAGGCAAUCGACGAAAAAUCCAGAUAGUACAAUUCAAUUUCCGACUCUCCAGACCCUCCGAUAGCCAUCCUAAUCUACACUCGAGUCCGGUCCGUCCGUUGAGCUUUUGCUCAGGCGCGCUCGAGUGCCGUGGAAUGGGGAGGGGGAAUCACUCGAGUUUCGCACAGCGAAGAGUUGCUCCAGUUGUUUUAGCCAUAGAUUAUAAUUGUUUAAAUAUGUAUAAUACUCGUAAAGUUCAAUAAAUUGAU